Molecule: messenger RNA, 810 nt
Organism: Liolophura sinensis
Lineage: Eukaryota; Metazoa; Mollusca; Polyplacophora; Chitonida; Chitonidae
Product: photoreceptor-specific nuclear receptor-like
Exons: 5
Coding region: 1-810 (269 amino acids)
Biological process (GO): regulation of DNA-templated transcription
Molecular function (GO): sequence-specific DNA binding; zinc ion binding; DNA-binding transcription factor activity
Source: RefSeq, a predicted model, not a curated record
AUGGCACCCGACUGUAACCCAAUCGGCCCCACCACCCAUUUGUUGUCCGGAUUCUUCAAAAGAAGUAUUCAUCGGAAUCGCGUGUACACGUGUAAAGUUCAAGGUGAGCAGAAGGGGCUGUGUCCAAUAGACAAGACUCACCGGAACCAGUGCAGGGCAUGUCGUCUGCGCAAGUGCUUUGAGGCAGAUAUGAACAGAGAUGGGGGAAAACUUCAACAGGACACUCUCCAGGAGGCCACGGCGCGGCUUCUGUUCACAGUCAUCAGCUGGAUCAAACAAAUACCUGCGUUUGUGGCCAUGUCCAGUCGAGAUCAGAAUAUAUUAUUGAGUGAAGGUUGGCGCGAACUAUUUCUGCUUGGUCUCGUCCAGUGGGACAUCCCAUUGACAUUUCCCGCCAUUUUAUCGCCGAGCAGCAGACGGGAACUUCAUGGGAAUGACGAGGGGAUCACGGGGCCAAUCGAUGACGUCAAAAAUCUCCGCGAAGUGGUCUCCCGUUUUCGCCAUCUGGCGGUCGACCCUACUGAAAUGGCGUGUCUUAAAGCUAUAGCUCUUUUUAAACCAGAACCUUUUGGACUCCGGGAGGUCAGAAAUGUCGAAUGUCUCCAAGACCAGGCGCAAGUCAUGCUGGGAGAAUACAUACGCCAUCGGUAUCCACAGCAACUCACGCGCUUCGGUAAACUCUUGAUGCUUUUGCCCUCUUUGCGCGCCAUCAAGUGGAGCAGUGUUGAUGAACUUUUCUUUAAGAGUAUUGUUGGUAACACCUCUGUUGAGGCUCUAGUGCUAAAUAUAUUUAAUGGUGAUCGAGUGUGA